Messenger RNA from Papaver somniferum (opium poppy), 648 nucleotides. RefSeq names its product MADS-box transcription factor 16-like. NCBI's taxonomy places the organism in Eukaryota, Viridiplantae, Streptophyta, Magnoliopsida, Ranunculales, Papaveraceae. The record is from RefSeq and is a predicted model, not a curated record. Gene Ontology annotation, biological process: positive regulation of transcription by RNA polymerase II. The coding region runs from base 1 to 648 and encodes 215 amino acids. The transcript has 7 exons. Gene Ontology annotation, cellular component: nucleus. Gene Ontology annotation, molecular function: DNA-binding transcription factor activity, RNA polymerase II-specific; protein dimerization activity; RNA polymerase II cis-regulatory region sequence-specific DNA binding.
AUGGGUAGAGGAAAGAUAGAGAUUAAGUUUAUAGAAAACCCAUUUAACAGACAAAUAACUUACUCCAAGAGAAAGUCAGGGAUUCUUAAGAAAGCUAGAGAACUAACCAUUCUCUGUAAUGCUCAAGUUUGUCUCAUCAUGUUUUCUAAAAGUGGCAAAAUUGCUGAAUAUAUCAGCCCUUCUACUACGUUGAAGGACUUUUUAGAUAGGUAUCAAAGGAAGACUAAUACAGAUCUAUGGGAAGCUCAAUAUGAGGCGUUGCAAAAAGAACUGAGAGCACAGCAGGAGAUUGGCAGUAGACUAAAGAAAGAGAUUAGGCAAAGGACUGGAGGAGACGGCUUGAGUGAACUUAGCUUUGAGGAACUGCGUGUUCUUGAGGAAGAUUUGCAUCAUUCUCUGGGUAUUGUUCGAAAUCGUAAGAACCAUGUUUUGACCAGUCAGACCCGUACCACCAUGAAAAGUAUUAGAAUCGAGGAAACACGGAGGAGUAUUCUCCAACGCUCAUUAUGUGCUGAAAGAGAGAAGCAAGAGUCUCAUCUCAUUGCAGUUCCUGCUGGUAAUGAUGGAGAUGACCAGCCGCACUUUACUACGCUGCAAAUGUUCACAAAUUGGUUUUCAACUGCAACCAAGCCAUCCCAAUCUUCCUGA